GCUCAGAAAGAAUUUCACCGUGUUUGGGGUUGCAUCGCGUCGCGUGACCGCAUCACAGAGUCCACAAAAAAUAAGGAAACCUUUGGCCAUAAUAUCGACAAUUGCUAACAUGCUAAUGUAGCAUCGAAACGGUUCGCAAAUUGUCCAACGAAAGCGAAAUCCAUAAGCGUCAGCAAACAAAUUGUUGCUCCAGCCGCCGGGCAAGAGAAGCGUGGAUUCAUAAAAAAUAAAAAACAAAUAAAGCAUAAAUAAUUAAUUCCGAUAAACCCAAACACAUACAAAAUGUCGCCGUUCAUGGAGAAGACGUUGUUGUUGUUAGGCGUGCUCUGCUGCAUACAAGUGACUACUGCCCUGAUGUGCUAUGACUGCAAUAGCGAGUUCGAUCCCCGAUGCGGCGAUCCCUUCGAGCCGUACUCCAUUGGCGAGGUGAACUGCAGCAAACAGGAGCCACUGGAGCACCUGAAGGACAAGUACAAGCCCACCCUGUGCCGCAAAACCGUUCAAAAGAUUUACGGGAAGACCCGGAUCGUACGAGGCUGCGGAUAUAUCCCCGAUGAACACACCGACACCAAGUGCGUUAGGCGCUCGGGAACCCACGACGUGGCCGCCAUCUACUGCUCCUGCACCAAGGAUCUGUGCAACGGAGCCAACUCCCCUGUUGCCCAGUGGAUGAUGCUGCCACUAGUCUUCGCCGCCGGACUUGCGCUCCUGCUGAACUCGAGGCACACAAUACGAUUCCAGAGCUCGUAAAUUCAGCUCGACCUAGCAUUUCACUGAGUUUCGUUUUCGACUUUGGUUUUAGUGGUUUUUCGUUUCAGAUCUGCAAUUGAUGAUCAUUUAGUUGCAUAAUUUACUUUAAUAUUUAAUUUAAUGUGUUCGUAAGCGUAAAAAAAAUAAGAAUAAUAUGGAAAUUAACUUACCUUAUGGAUUCACACAUACACCUUAUAAAAAGAAACAGGAUAAAAA
This is a messenger RNA of Drosophila takahashii, 966 nucleotides long. Its product is annotated as UPAR/Ly6 domain-containing protein crok. Gene Ontology annotation, biological process: positive regulation of voltage-gated potassium channel activity; regulation of synaptic transmission, cholinergic; sleep. Lineage: Eukaryota; Metazoa; Arthropoda; Insecta; Diptera; Drosophilidae. The record is from RefSeq and is a predicted model, not a curated record.